AGGGGCAAAAGGGAGGAGGAGCCACAGUUUGAGUACUGAAGUCAUUAUUGUUCGGAGACUAUAAAAGGGCAGUUGCACAGUGAGUAAUUUAUGCGUGCUCAGCCUUGACUGUAUGGAUUUACUCAUUCAUUUUCCUCUAUAAUGUCAUCCAUCCCCACCAAGGAGUCCCCAGCCCCAGAUGUCGGGUGAGGAGGGGCUGAAACUCCUGCUCUCUGGAGGAAAGGCUGCAGGAGAUGAAGAGGAAGAGCAGCUGAAGGAGCAGCUCUGGGUCUUUUGCCUUUUGGAAAAUGCAUUUACCACACUCCUUGGCAAGUUCCUCAGAGAGAACAGAAAGUGUUUGCUUCCAGACAUGAACACAUCCUCGCAACUGUAUGUUUCUGAACUAAACCUGAGUGCCUUUGGCAGCAACUUUACUGUGCCUACUGUAAAGAGCAAGUCGUCACCAUGUGAGCAGGUGGUCAUUGCAGCUGAGGUGUUCCUAACCCUGGGCAUUGUAAGCCUCCUUGAAAAUAUCUUAGUGAUAUGUGCAAUUGUUAAGAACAAGAACCUGCAUUCACCCAUGUAUUUUUUUGUUUGCAGUUUAGCAGUGGCUGACAUGCUGGUUAGCGUGUCUAAUGCUUGGGAGACCAUAACAAUAUACUUAAUAAACAAUAGGCACAUAAUUAUGGAAGAUGCCUUCAUCCGUCAUAUAGACAAUGUCUUUGAUUCACUGAUCUGCAUAUCUGUGGUGGCUUCCAUGUGCAGUUUGCUGGCGAUAGCAGUAGACAGAUAUAUCACUAUCUUCUAUGCCCUGCGUUACCACAACAUCAUGACAGUGAAAAGAUCAGGGCUUAUCAUUGCAUGCAUUUGGACCUUUUGCACAGGCUGUGGCAUUAUCUUUAUUCUUUAUUAUGAAUCAACUUACGUUAUAAUUUGUCUCAUCACUAUGUUUUUUACCAUGCUGUUCCUCAUGGUUUCACUGUACAUCCAUAUGUUCCUCCUGGCUCGUACUCACGUGAAGAAAAUAGCUGCUUUGCCUGGGUACAACUCUGUCCAUCAAAGAACCAGCAUGAAGGGAGCCAUCACUCUGACUAUGCUUCUCGGCAUCUUCAUUGUUUGCUGGGCUCCAUUCUUCCUCCAUCUCAUCCUGAUGAUCUCCUGCCCUCAAAACCUCUACUGCGUUUGCUUCAUGUCUCACUUCAACAUGUACCUCAUUCUCAUUAUGUGCAACUCGGUGAUUGAUCCCUUGAUCUAUGCCUUUCGUAGCCAGGAAAUGAGGAAGACUUUCAAAGAGAUAAUUUGUUGCUAUAGUGUGAGAAUGGUCUGUGGGCUAUCAAACAAAUAUUAGGAAAACAAAACCAGGGAAGAGAACUGAAAUGCAGCAUCUUGCAUCACCUUGUCAUUCUGCUGAGAGGCCUGUGGAACAUCUUUAGUCAGCUGUCAAGAUUUUUGUGGCAAUCAGAAACUGUUUUUUUCUUUCCAUCCAUGCACCACCCUCACACUGAUGGUAGGAGUUACUGUGUGCAUCUACACUGAGGGGAGAAAGAAUAUUUUGCAUCUCAUUUACCCUUCUGAAGAGUCUGGAUCUUACAAGAGGACUGCACAGGGAAAGCCUUAUUUCCCUUUCUACCAAAUGUGACAAGUGUGACUGGCUGUGUAAAUAAGCCCAUCAGCAUCCCAAAACGUAUUUCCCUUGAUACUCAUUCUCUCUCUAGAUACAGCAUGGCUCAUUUUGAUGUCUAGAAUUAUUAUUUUUUUCUGCUUUCUUCCAAAGGGAUAAAGUCAGAAAAGUAGCUCCAAUUAUGAGGGUUCACAUACCUUGCUCAACAAAGUUACGAUCGAUAUGUAUGCAUACAUCGGUGUCUUGUAUUCUGGUUGUAACUGUUACUGUCAUAAAAUGUGUGGUAUUUAAGAAGAAAGCAUUGCAACAGAUUUCCUAGGUUGGACACAGUAGGUUGUCAUCUCUGACUGUAUGUGUUCUUAUAAUGGUGUAUGUGGGGAGAUUUUAAGCCUGAAUACAAAGACUGAGCUAAUUUUAGUUUGUUUUCCUCAUUCCUAGGGCUAGGGAAGUAAAGGACGUGUGGCCUCUAGCUCAUGCUGUAAUGUUUUUUUGGGAAGGAAUGAUCGGGUGAGUGACUGCCUUUAUAUAGGAGCUAGAAAAGCAUUUUAGCUAGGAGCAGCAUUUAUUGGAGGAAACCAUGCUGUAGAUUGCAUUUUUCAAGCUGUGAGAGACAAAACAGGUUUGACAAUCAGGAGGGACAGCAGGCUGACAGCAAAACAAACGUGAUCACAUCUCAAACAUGCAGCUAUAAUAUGAAAUACUAGCUUUUGCUCCCCAAACAAACUGUUAUUAUCUUUGCUGAGAGGUUUCUGUGGUGAAACCCUCAUGCAUUUUAUGUGAGCAAUUUGCACCUACUCAUGAUCUCAUAAGCAUGCUGUUCUGUAACAGCUGUAUAAUGUGCAAAAUACUGAAUUUGUCACAGAUUAAGGAAGUGCAACUGUGGCAUUGAUUUCCUGAUGCCAGUGGAUACGUACAAGCUAGGUAAAUAUUUCAAGCAGUGGUACCCUACUGACUAGCUGUCAGAAUAUAAUGUAGAAAAAUGAAACCUUUCUUCUAAAAAGCCUAGAGAAUAAUGCUGUUAUAUUUGGUCUAGAGAUGCUCUAAUGAUGUUGUUGUCAAUAGAAAGAUUAUAAUUGACGUAAUGAACCUUAGAUUGUCCUUCUAAGGUGAAAAGUUCUCAUUGGAUGUUGUGAGCAGUUUUUUUUUUUUUUUUUUUAACAUAAAAGUGGUCAAACAUGACAGUAGGUGCCCAGCAUUUUCAUACUGUCCAUCCUUGGAGAUAUUCAGAACUUAAUCAGACACAGCUCUGAGCAACCUGUUUUACAUUUAAAACUGACUCUAACCUUGAAGCUGGCCAUGCUCUGAAUGAUUUAGAAUAGAAGACCUCUGCAGGUCCAUUCCAAUCUGAGCUAUUUUGUGAUUCUCUGAAACAGCUUGUGUAUUAUGAUGAAAUGUUCAUCUUUUACACCUCCUAGCUUAACCUCUGUGUAAGAACUGUAAAAUAUUCUCCAUACGCAUUUAAAAGGAUAACAUACUUUGUAUCUUCAUUUGCUUUGGAGGUCUCUGGCAAGAUAUCUACUUCAAGAUAAGUACCAUUAGAGUUAUAUAUUCUAUCUAUCUUCUGCAGCUUGAAAUAUAUACUGCCUCCAGCUUGCACGUACUUCCCCCAGGCAUGAGUGGGAAUGCUAUUCUCAGUGGAGACACUUUAUAAUAUUGACUGUCAAUAUAAUGGCUACAGCAGUGCAUUUGGUGCUGGACUCUUCCUUCAGUUUUAUAUAAAAAUAGGAUUUCACAGAUGCAUUUGUGAUUGGUAGUGAGAGUCCUGCUUUGUUUCAGUCCAUGUCUUAGCCCUAUCUAUAAAUAAGUUUUGGGAAUGGGCUUCUGCUACUAUGAAUGUAAAUACCAAAAAUGAAACAGCUCAAUUGCAUAGCAAAAGGCACCAGCUGACAUUGUAAAUAAAUCACUAAAUCUUCACUGGUUACUGCAAAUAAAACAGUUUUGUACAUAACUGUAUAUCAUCAAAUAGGAAGCCAAAAUGGUAAUGGCUUUGGGUAUUUUCUUGAA
This is a messenger RNA of Phasianus colchicus (ring-necked pheasant), 3604 nucleotides long. RefSeq names its product melanocortin 5 receptor (gene MC5R). Gene Ontology annotation, molecular function: melanocortin receptor activity. The record is from RefSeq and is a predicted model, not a curated record. NCBI's taxonomy places the organism in Eukaryota, Metazoa, Chordata, Aves, Galliformes, Phasianidae. Gene Ontology annotation, biological process: G protein-coupled receptor signaling pathway. Gene Ontology annotation, cellular component: membrane.